CGCAUUACCAAUCAUUUACCAUCCGGGCAGAUAAAUGAAAGAUUGUUCCUGGAAAGGUCCGCGGAGACUUACCCUUAUUCCUAGGAUCAGGACAGGACCAUUCCGAAGUCGUGUACAUACAUACUCAUCGCGAAUUGACUGACAUAUUACUACUACCGCAUACUUCUCGUGAACGAACCCCGAAUACCCUCACCACCAUCACCAAGUACUACUACGUACACCAAACACAAUGUCAGAUUCGAAUAACCCUGGGCUAGACACCCAAAAACACCUCUUCAUUUAUCAACAGCAACAAGCCACAGCCUCCUCCUCUUCCACUCAACAACCAUCAACACCAGCAUCCACGAAAGAUGACUCCGUCCCCGCGGGGAUGACCAAACUCCCCAACGGCGUCAUCCUCGACAAAGACGGGAAACCAUGCCGUCUCUGCACCUCCGCUGCCUCCUGGCGCGCCCUCACCAAACAAGCCAAAUCCACCCCCACCACUACCGCCGCCGCCAGCACCCCCUCCUCCACCACCCCAACAACAGGAUCAUACACCGACUGUCCCCCAGACUCCGAAGCCCUGGGCCGCUCAACCUGGACCUUCCUCCACUCCCUCACAGCGUCGUACCCGGUGCGGGCCUCCAACGAACAACAAUCCGAGAUGCGGACGUUCCUAGGGAUCUUUUCGCGGUUGUAUCCGUGCUGGGUAUGCGCUGAUGACUUCCGGAAUUGGAUGGCGGAGCCGAGCGGGGCGAAUGAGCCGCGGUUGAAUGGGCGUCAGGAGUUCGGGGAUUGGAUGUGUAGGGCGCAUAAUGAGGUGAAUCGGAAACUGGGGAAGAAGGAAUUCGAUUGUCGGCUUUGGGAGGAGAGGUGGCGUACCGGGUGGAAGGAUGGGAGGUGUGAUUGAUCUCGCUAUUUAUGUGGGAGAUAUGGGGGGUUGUAUGAAUAUGUUUAGAUGUAGUAGAUAUAGAUUAUGAUUCUUGGGGAGGGAAGGGGUGUACUUGUACGUAUUAUGGGAGUGAUGGAUGGUGGUAAUAGGUGGUGUUGCUGUAUAUAACACUGAGAUAUCUACUCUGCAUUUUGGCUUCAUCAAGC
Molecule: messenger RNA, 1080 nt
Organism: Aspergillus sclerotioniger CBS 115572
Lineage: Eukaryota; Fungi; Ascomycota; Eurotiomycetes; Eurotiales; Aspergillaceae
Product: flavin-linked sulfhydryl oxidase
Exons: 2
Coding region: 230-892 (220 amino acids)
Cellular component (GO): mitochondrion
Molecular function (GO): flavin adenine dinucleotide binding; flavin-dependent sulfhydryl oxidase activity
Source: RefSeq, a predicted model, not a curated record